Musa acuminata AAA Group (dessert banana) is the source of this 2510-nucleotide messenger RNA. Its product is annotated as protein kinase STUNTED-like. The coding region runs from base 499 to 2427 and encodes 642 amino acids. The transcript is spliced from 11 exons. The record is from RefSeq and is a predicted model, not a curated record. Gene Ontology annotation, molecular function: ATP binding; protein kinase activity. Lineage: Eukaryota; Viridiplantae; Streptophyta; Magnoliopsida; Zingiberales; Musaceae. Gene Ontology annotation, biological process: protein phosphorylation.
UGCCGCAUCUAUCCGUUGUAUUGGUCGCUAUGGGUGGCCGGUCAUCUCGUGUUUCCCGCGACAAAGGUGGCGGGUACUCUCAACCGAAGCGCGCGCUCUCUCUCUCUCUCUCUCUCUCUCUCUCUCUCUCUUACGUUGGAGUCUGGUGAUCGUCCUCAAGUCGCGGGGGCACUCUGUUUCUUCUUCUUCUCCUCCUCCUCCUCCUGUCCUUUUUUGGUUGUUGUCCAAUGGCUGCUUCUGUACUCGCUUCCUAAUUCUUUCUUGAUCUCUCCUAAAUCUCCUUUUCCUUUCCGGUACUAGAAAACUGCGGCUCAACUAAGCUCCGUCGUCAUCAUCGUGUGGCGGUAGAUCCAUAUGUCGAAGGGAACGCUCAUCCUGGGAUGCGACAAAUAGGUUGAGGGAGAGACUGGUGGCCUCUGCUCUUUCUUCCAUAUUUUUGCGGCAUACAUUGAACCAUCUGAAAGAGUGCUUUCUGGGAAUCCAAUUGGAAGGCAGCGCAUGGCCGUGCUCGAGGGAGAGAAGCAGGGGGAAUCCCGGUGUAUAAUGGUGGGUCUUCAGAUGAACGCCAAGGGCAAGGAAUUGCUCGACUGGGCAAUCCACAAAGUCGCCGAGCAAGGAGACCGUGUCAUGGCCGUCCAUGUCUGCCGUGAUUCAGAUCUGAAGAAAACGACCACACUGUCUUUGGCAAGCACGUUGGAUGACCAUCUGGCAUCCUAUCAAGGCAUUUGCAGUCUCAAGCAGGUUGUUCUUGUGGGAAAGAUCGCUCGGGGAAGUUCUAUUAGGAGAGCGCUGGUGAAGGAGGCCAAGCAAUGUGCAGCCAUCAAAGUGGUGGUUGGAAUGAAGAAGAAGAGCUCAUUUUUUCGCUCAGCUCCACUUGCCAAGUAUUGUGCUAAGAAUCUCCCUCCGACCACUGCCUUGAUCGCCGUUCGAAAAGGAAAUGUCGUCUUCGAAAGAGGAGCUGCCAAGCCAUCUCCAGAAUUACAACGCCGUCAAAGUCUACGGAAUCUUCUGUAUCCAUCUGAAGCACUCGCGAUACGGAAGCAUGAGGAGAAGACUGUUGUAGAGGCCUCGAGAUCAUCUGACAGCAACCAUGUCAAAGGGGAAAAGGUGGAAGCGGUUCUGAGCUCUGUUACGGUGCUGAUGAGACAGCUGCCGGAGCCGGUGUUCGGGUGUCCUCUGCUGAAGAAGAAAGCAGCACUAAGAAGCAUCGAGGUGAAGCGGGCCAACCGUGCUUGGAGACUGUCGCUUGUCCGGCGGGUGAUGAACUUACCGGCUCGAACUCUGUCGUCGGCUCAACCAUUGUUGCUGCUAAUCGAGGAGUUGAACACGGUUCUCAGUGGCAGCAACUCGAGCUGCAGAUGGUUUCAGUAUGAGGAGCUCCAGAGUUCAACGAAUCGGUUCUCUUCAGAGAAUUUGAUUGGGAAUGGAGGAAGCAGCCGAGUGUACAGAGGCCGGCUUGGGAAUGGACAGCAGGUUGCUAUAAAGUUGUCAAAGCUAUCCGCAGAAGCAUCAAAAGAUUUCCUUUCGGAGGUCGAUAUCAUCACCAAGCUGAGGCACCUGCGCGUGGUUCCAUUACUGGGCAUCUGCGUUGGGGAGCACGCUCUCAUUUCUGUGUACAGAUACUUCCCCAAUGGAAGCUUGGAGCAAAAUCUACACGGUGACAAGGUGAAGCAUCUGCUCCCGUGGGACAGGAGAUUUAGAGUGGCGACGGAGAUUGCUGAGGCUCUCAGCUACCUUCACCAUGGCUGUCGUCGACCAGUGAUCCACAGAGACGUCAAGUCUUCCAACAUUCUUCUCAAUGACGAAUUUGAGCCUCAGUUAUCGGAUUUUGGGUUAGCUAUGUGGGCGCCGACAGCCGCGACCAACCUGACACAAAGUGAUGUUGUUGGGACCUUUGGAUACCUUGCACCCGAGUACCUCAUGUAUGGGAAGGUCAGCAACAAGAAUGACGUCUAUGCCUUCGGCGUGGUUCUAUUGGAGCUGUUAACAGGAAGAAAGCCGAUAGAUGAUGGGAAUCCUAAAGGCGAAGAAAGUUUGGUGAUGUGGGCGACGCGAAUUCUGGAGAGAGGGGAGCUCAUAGAUCUGCUGGAUCCCAAUCUCGGUACGAAUCAUGAUAAAGGUGAGAUGAGCAGAAUGAUAUUAGCUGCAUCUCUUUGUAUCACGAGGGUACCUCGUAUCCGACCUCAAAUCGACAAGAUUUGCAGCCUGUUGAAAGGGGAAGAGGACAUGGAGACAUGGAUAAGCAGCCAAGCGGAUGGGAUGUCGGAGGUGGUAGAUUGUCCAGACGACGAAGCCUAUCCGACUCCGAGCCUCGCAUUGCUUGACGUGGACGACGAUGCAUCCGUCGCCAGCGUCGAGCAGAGUCACUGUGGCUCCUGGGAGGCGUACCUGCGAAGUCGAUGGAGCCGUUCUUCGAGCUUUAAUUAGUUGCUAUAUACAAACAUAAAUCUAUUAUAUAUGUAUAUAUAUUGUGGAUUUGUGCGUGCGCAUCAGCAUGCCGGUGAAAGCAU